CUCAGGCGGCGCUCCGGAGAUGCCUGGAGGCAGCCGCUCUCGAGGUUCCAAGAGAAAAAGGAGUUGGAAUAUAGAAUGCCCAUCCUUUCCAGGAGAAAGACCACUGCAGGUCAGAAGAGCAGGUCUCAGGACAGCAGGGGCAGCUGCCUCUCUAUCUGAAGCAUGGCUCAGGUGUGGAGAAGGGUUUCAGGACACUUCUGGGACUCUGUCAUUAACAGCUGAAGAGAAGACGAUUACAGAAAAGCACCUUGAAUUAUCCCCUAGACCCAAGCAAGAAACCACCACAUCUAAAAACACCAGUGGGCUUACAGACAUAACAUGGAGUUCCAGUGGAAGUGAUUUGUCGGAUGAAGAUGAAUUACAGUUUAUCGACUGGGAGAUUGACAGUGACAGGGCAGAGGCUAGUGACUGUAAUGAAUUUGAAGAUGACAAGGGUGCUGUGGAAAUCUCAGACUGUGCUUCUUGUGCAAGUAAUCAGUCUUUGACAAGUGAUGAGAAGCUAUCUGAACUUCCCAAGCGAAGUUCUGUAGAAAUUUUAGAGUAUUCAUCAGAUAGUGAAAAAGAAGAUGACUUGGAAAAUGUCCUACUCAUUGAUUCAGAAUCCCCUCACAAACACCACGUGCAGUUUGCAUCGGAUGCAAGACAGAUUAUGGAGAGACUGAUAGUUCCAAGGACAAAAUCAACAGAGACCAUUUUGCAUACACCUCAGAAACCCACAGCUAAGUUUCCCAGGACUCCAGAAAAUUCAGCAAAGAAGAAGCUUUUAAGAGGUGGACUAGCAGAAAGACUAAAUGGACUGCAGAAUCGAGAGAGAUCUUCUAUUUCUUUGUGGAGACAUCAAUGUAUUUCUUACCAAAAGACACUUUCAGGUAGAAAAUACGGUGUAUUAACUGUGAAAAUUUUAGAGCUGCACGAGGAAUGUGCCAUGCAAGUUGCCAUGUGUGAGCAGUUAUCGGGGUCACCAGCCACCAGCCUCUCCCGAAGUGUGGCCUCCAGGCCUGGAGCUGGCCUGAAAGUUCUCUUCACCAAGGAGACUGCAGGCUACCUCAGGGGCCGUCCCCAGGACAUUGUCCGGAUCUUCCCUCCCUGGCAAAAACUGAUUAUUCCAAAUGGAAGUUGCCCUGUUAUUCUGAAUACUUACUUUUGUGAGAAAGUUGUUGCCAAAGAAGAGUCAGAAAAAACUUGUGAAGUAUACUGUCCAGACAUACCCCUUCCAAGAAGAAGCAUCUCUUUGGCCCAGAUGUUUGUAAUUAAGGGUCUAACAAAUAAUUCACCUGAAAUCCAGGUUGUGCGUAGUGGUGUAGCCACUACAGGGACAGCCUGGACCCACGGGCACAAAGAAGCAAAACAGUGCAUCCCAACCGACACUCCCCUGAGGGAUUCUCUCCUGGAUGUGGUGGAAAGCCAGGGAGCUGCCUUGUGGCCAGGAGCUGGAGUCCGAGUGGUGGUGCAAAGAGUGUAUUCUCUUCCCAGCAGAGACAGCACCAGGGGUCAGCAGGGGGCCAGCUCAGGACACACAGACCCAGCUGGAACUCGAGCCUGCCUUCUGGUACAAGAUGCCUGUGGAAUGUUCGGUGAAGUGCACUUGGAGUUCACCAUGUCGAAGGCAAGACAGUUGGAAGGGAAAUCUUGCAGCCUGGUGGGAAUGAAGGUUCUACAGAAAGUCACCAGAGGAAGGACAGCAGGGAUUUUCAGUUUGAUUGACACCCUAUGGCCCCCAGCGAUACCUCUGAAAACACCUGGCCGUGACCAGCCCUGUGAAGAGAUAAAAACUCAUCUGCCUCCUCCAGCCUUGUGUUACAUCCUCACAGCUCAUCCAAAUCUGGGACAAAUUGAUAUAAUUGACGAAGACCCCAUUUAUAAGCUUUACCAGCCUCCAGUUACCCGCUGCUUAAGAGACAUUCUCCAGAUGAAUGAUCUUGGUACCCGUUGCAGUUUCUAUGCCAGAGUGAUUUACCAAAGACCACAGCUGAAGAGUCUGCUUCUUCUGGAGCAAAGGGAGAUCUGGUUGCUAGUGACCGAUGUCACUCUGCAAACGAAGGAGGAGAGUGACCCCAGGCUCCCCAAAACGCUGCUGGUCUAUGUGGCCCCCUUGUGUGUGCUGGGCUCUGAAGUCCUGGAGGCACUCGCUGGGGCUGCCCCUCACAGCCUCUUCUUCAAGGACGCUCUCCGUGACCAGGGUCGGAUUGUUUGUGCUGAACGGACUGUCCUCUUGCUUCAGAAGCCCCUUUUGAGUGUGGUCUCUGGUGCAAGUUCCUGUGAGCUGCCUGGCCCGGUGAUGCUCGACAACCUGGACUCUGCCACACCUGUCAACUCUAUCUGCAGUGUUCAAGGAACUGUGGUUGGCGUAGACGAGAGCACUGCUUUCUCAUGGCCUGUGUGUGACAUGUGUGGCAACGGGAGAUUGGAACAGAGGCUGGAAGACAGAGGCGCCUUUUCCUGUGGGGACUGCUCCCGGGUGGUCACAUCUCCUGUUCUCAAGAGGCACCUGCAGGUCUUCCUGGACUGCCGCUCAAGACCCCAGUGCAGAGUGAAGGUCAAGGUAAGAGCCAGGCCAGAGCACGCACUCACUCCUAGCUCACUCCAACAUAGCGAAGCUGUUGCAGCGCAGCAUUUCCUCCCUGCUGAGGUUUGCCGCCGGUGAAGAUGGGAGCUACGAAGUGAAGAGUGUCCUCGGAAAGGAAGUGGGGUUGUUAAAUUGUUUUGUCCAGUCCGUAACCGCCCACCCGACCAGCUGCAUUGGAUUGGAGGAAAUCGAGCUUCUGAGUGCAGGAGGGGCCUCUGCAGAACACUAGCGGUUGCCGCAGGAUCUGUGAACUUUGCAAUGUGGCUGCAAGAGUGGUGGUGGUGGUGGUGGUGAUUUGGGGUAGUUAUUUGUUAACUAUGGACACAGUGAACGUAGUUUACGAUCUUGAAACUUAGAUUUUUCUGGGGAAAUGUUAAGAUAUAGUUUGUGAACUGUAAAUCAAAAUACCUUUUUCUACAGUUUUUUAUUUUCUGCAAAUUUAGGAACAUAUUUACUCUUGUUUUCACAUUGAAUCUUAAGCUUAAGCUCUUCAUUUGGUAUUUAGGCAAUAUAUGAGAAAAAAAAUUUUGUUCCGUUUGUAAUUUUAACAAGUUGAACAUUUUACCAUGAUUGAACAUGUUUUUCUUACAGUAUUUGUUUUAACAUUCCCCCAAAGAAUACCCUGCAAAGUGUAAACCUUUGUCCCAUACUGUGAUAUUACUGUUCUGCUACAAUAAAUGUCAAACCUAAGCACUUUGCAGUUCACUACUUUUGGGAAAAUGUUCUAGGGAACUGUAUCACAGGUGAAACUGUUAAUAAAGUGUAGCUCUCUGAA
Nomascus leucogenys (northern white-cheeked gibbon) is the source of this 3341-nucleotide messenger RNA. RefSeq names its product scaffold protein involved in DNA repair (gene SPIDR). The record is from RefSeq and is a predicted model, not a curated record. The transcript has 20 exons. Gene Ontology annotation, biological process: double-strand break repair via homologous recombination; regulation of establishment of protein localization to chromosome. Gene Ontology annotation, cellular component: nuclear chromosome; nucleoplasm. Bases 20 to 2644 code for a protein of 874 amino acids. NCBI's taxonomy places the organism in Eukaryota, Metazoa, Chordata, Mammalia, Primates, Hylobatidae.